GUGUGGAGAAUUAUUAUUUUAGAGGAUGGGGUAUGGCAGCAUGAUGAUUAUGUCUUUGUUUUGGGGGUGUGAAUGUAUGGUGUGUGGGUUGGUGCCGAGAGUGAGAAAGCUGGUUUGGUGAGGAAAGGAAAAGGAAGUGGAGUGUCAGAUCCACUCACACUUGUUUUUGUGUUUUUGCUUUUAAACAAACAUUGCAGUUCAGCACUAUGCGAAGGUCAUGAAGACUGUUAGAGAAAAGGCAGACUUGUUCUCAGAAUCUCAAAGAAUUCAAUACACCAUUCAAACAUGAACGCAAGAUAUUCCAGAUCCCCGAACAUAUCUGUUGACGCUGAGGGAAAUUCGAAUCAGGAGGGGCCUAACUGAUGAACUUGGUGCAGAGGCUAUGAUGAUGGAUGCAUUGGAAAAAAUUGAAAAAGAACUUAAGAAACCACUCAUGCGGAAUGACAAGAAGGGAAUGGGUCUUCUUAUGGCAGAAUUUGAUAAGAUCAAUAAGAAACUUGGAAUAAGGAGGGAAGAUCUGCCAAAGUAUGAAGAACAGUUGGAACUCAAAAUUGCCAAAGCACAGUUGGAGGAGCUGAAGAAAGAAGCUGUUGAGGCAAUGGAAACUCAAAAGAAGAAGAGGAGGAAGAAGAUGAGUUGCUGCGAGGGACGAACUCGGGUGCAGCGGCGGUACCAUCGACGUGGCAAAGGUGGCGUUGCAUGUCUGAAUAUGUGUGUGAUGUCCCUCUGUUGAGUGGUGUGUGUU
Molecule: messenger RNA, 745 nt
Organism: Camellia sinensis
Lineage: Eukaryota; Viridiplantae; Streptophyta; Magnoliopsida; Ericales; Theaceae
Source: RefSeq, a predicted model, not a curated record